Messenger RNA from Microdochium trichocladiopsis, 963 nucleotides. Its product is annotated as peptidase S8/S53 domain-containing protein. The coding region runs from base 1 to 963 and encodes 320 amino acids. Gene Ontology annotation, biological process: proteolysis. The record is from RefSeq and is a predicted model, not a curated record. NCBI's taxonomy places the organism in Eukaryota, Fungi, Ascomycota, Sordariomycetes, Xylariales, Microdochiaceae. The transcript has 3 exons. Gene Ontology annotation, molecular function: serine-type endopeptidase activity.
AUGAGCCGACACCAGAUCAACGAGCACCGUAGCUACGCCGCCGUAUUCGACGAAGAGACCCGUGCCGCCGUCGCAUCGCACCCAGCGGUGGCGCUCGUCGAGCGUGACGGAAUCGUCAACAUUGGGCACCAAGUGCCUAUCGAUGGCGAGGAUAUGAACUACGAGGACCAGCGACGCGCCUGGGGCCUCGUUUCCAUGUCGCUCAACUGGACCUCGGGCACCCCGCUGGCCGCCGAUGGCUACCGCUUCUACAAGGAUGGCCAGGGCCAAGGGCUGACGGCCUACGUGGUGGACUCAGGCGUGCGCAUCACGCACGGCGACUUUGAGAAGCGAGCGGGUUAUGGCGCCAACUUCGUCAAGACGGAGGAACGCGUAGAUGGGAAUGGCCACGGCACCCACGUGGCAGGCACCAUUGGCGGCAAGACAUUUGGCGUGGCCAAGCAGAUCAACAUCAUCUCAAUCAAGGUGCUUGAUAAGAACGGUAACGGCCCCAUGGCGCAAACGCUCGAGGGCUUCCAAUGGGCCUAUCAACAUACGCGCCGCAACAAGCGCCUCAACAAGUCGUUGGGCAAGUACUCGGCCGGCGGCACGGGUGAGAGUAGCGCAGCGAUGCGUGAUGCGAUCCGCGAGAUGCAAAAGGCCGGCAUGGCCGUGUUCGUGUCGGCGGGCAAUGACGCUACGAACAUCUUUACGAUCGCCUCGGCCGGCAACACGCUCUUGCGCGCCCGCGAUAGCAACUACGGCAAGCUUGUCGACAUGUUUGGUCCCGGUGUGGAUAUCCUAUCGUGCGGCCACAAGUCGGACAAGGCUACCGCCAGGCUGUCGGGCACCUCACAGGCCGCGCCGCAUGUCACGGGUUUCGCCAAGGCUACUGUACAGGGGAUCUCCGGCAGGGUUCUUCGCCAUUUUCUUCAGCUGAGCAAACUUUCUCGGCGAUCCGCCGAUCAAGAGACCUCGGCAUGA